Phragmites australis (common reed) is the source of this 1457-nucleotide messenger RNA. Its product is annotated as beta-glucuronosyltransferase GlcAT14A-like. The record is from RefSeq and is a predicted model, not a curated record. The transcript is spliced from 4 exons. Lineage: Eukaryota; Viridiplantae; Streptophyta; Magnoliopsida; Poales; Poaceae. Gene Ontology annotation, cellular component: membrane. Bases 145 to 1401 code for a protein of 418 amino acids. Gene Ontology annotation, molecular function: glucuronosyltransferase activity.
CUGCAGUCUCAUCAGACGCAUCAAUGCACCAGCCGCCACCAAACUCGGGAAACUUUUCCUCUUCUCCUCCCCGGCCGGAGAUCCGUCCCCUCCUCCCCGCUCCCCAGAGGCCAGUGCACCACCCGAAAAUUCAUCCGUUACCCCAUGCAACCCGCCGCGCCGGCAGCCCUGCCGCUCGGCGUCUUUCCCAAGGACUCCCGCCCGCUCCUCCCCUGCCUCCUCCUCUCCUCCCUCCUGCUCCUCCUCCUGCUGCUCCUCUCCACCUCCUCCCCCGCCGCCUCGCCUCCGCCUCCACCGCAGCCGCCCCACCGCGCGCCGCUCCAGGCUACCACCGCCGUCGCCUCCGCCGGUCCGGCCCCUCCCACCCUCGCGUUCCUCCUCACGGGCUCGGCGGGCGACGCCGACCGCCUCCUCCGGCUGCUCCUCGCCACCUACCACCCACGCAACCUCUACCUCCUCCUCCUCGACCGCGCCGCCUCCGCGGCCGACCGCGCGCGGCUCGCCCGUAAAGCGCGGACCGCCCCCGGCCGCGCCAACGUCCAUGUCGUCGGGGAACCCGGGUUCGCCAAUCCACGCGGCGCGUCCGCGCUCGCCGCCACGUUGCACGGUGCGGCGCUGCUGCUGCGGGUCGGCCAGGGCUGGGACUGGUUUGUGCACCUCGACGCCGACGACUACCCGCUUGUCACCCCCGAUGACCUCCUGCAUGUUUUGUCAUAUCUACCAAAGGAUCUCAACUUCAUUCAGCAUACCAGCUAUAUUGGUUGGAAGGAGGCUAGACAAAUAAGGCCAAUUAUUGUUGAUCCUGGUCUAUAUCUCUCAUCCAGGAAUGACAUUUUUUAUGCCACACAAAAGCGCGACCUGCCAAAUGCUUAUAAACUAUUUACAGGCUCUUCGUCUGUUAUCCUUUCUCGGAAAUUUAUUGAAUAUUGUAUCAUCGGUUCGGAAAAUCUGCCAAGAACUCUGCUGAUGUACUACACUAACAUCCCCUUGCCACACAGGAAGUAUUUCCAGACAGUUCUUUGCAACUCUCCUGAAUUCAACAGGACUGUUGUUAACCAUGACCUGCACUAUUCAACUUGGGAUGCUCCUUCCAAAAACGAGCCACGCCUACUGAGUAUGGCUGAUCUAGAAAAUAUGACUGAAAGUGGUGCAGCCUUUGGGACCAGAUUUCCCAAGGAUGAUCCUGUCGUCGACCACAUUGAUGAGGAAAUUUUACACCGCCUGUCUGGAGAGCCAGUUACAGGAGGAUGGUGCAUAGGUGUUGGGGAUGACAGUCCAUGCGCUGUUUCAGGUAACCCGGAUGUUCUUAGACCUGGGCCUGCAGCGACCAAACUUGCUAAGUUCCUUGCUGAAAAGCUGUCAUAUCGGAGCUUUUAUUCCCAGCAAUGUAUAUGGGAUUGAUGAUUGUAAUUGCAUUACCAGGAAACCACGAUUUCAGGUAUGCGUUUGCCUCUACA